Molecule: messenger RNA, 5922 nt
Organism: Cinara cedri
Lineage: Eukaryota; Metazoa; Arthropoda; Insecta; Hemiptera; Aphididae
Source: the annotation of a GenBank genome assembly
AUGGGGUCACUCGACAUAAAGAAUGAGGAUGAAGCGUCGGAUGAUUACUUGGAGCCGGAUGUGGAGUUAUUCAACAGGGAGACUAGUAUACAAAGUAUUCUAUUGAAAACAGAACUGUUAAGCUCUGACAAAAUACAUGUAAUGACUCUACGAGUUAUGUUUUUACAACCUUUAUAACAUAAGAUUUAUGAAACCAUAUAAAAACUUCUCGAUGACACUCCACUCGAGAUCCAAAAGUCUCACAUUCGAAAUUUAACAAUAAUUUAUGUUUAUAUUAAUCUUAAUUUAAUGAUUAAAAAUCGGCUUUUAUGGAUCAAACAUUUAAUUCCCCGUAGUUGAGUUGGGUAGAGGAGAUGAUUUUACAAUAUAUCCGUGGUUCUACAUCCACUUCCAUUGAAAAUUCUUGGAAACUCCUUAUAUUUUUAUAAAAAAAAAAAUGUUCCCGAAAUUCCAUCCUAAAAUGUCAAUCAAAUUCUAGCAAUUCCUAACAAAUUUUUGCUCCCUAAAAUUCUAGUAAAAUGUCAUAUAUCGUAUUCUAAGAACAAGUUAUAAUUAGAUUCACUACGACGAAACAUUGAAACUUUUACCAUCGACGGCAUUACCUUUAUAUAACUUAGAAAAGGAAUUGAGCAGUUUCGGUAUCGAAAAAUUUGGGCCGACCAAGAAGAGAUUUCUCGUCAUUAUUAUAGCAUCUACUGCGUCUUUCCUCCAAGUAAGUACACCUACCCAACGAUGACCAUGAUCAAAUUCGAGUGCGGCAUUUCAACUGACAAUCUGUUUUAGAUAUUUUCUCAGUGCAUAUGGAGCGCCAUAUACGAACCGGCGCUCGCGGCUUUCCCGAACUGGUCCAGCAGAUCGUUGGCCCUAUUGCCCAUAUGGGGCAGCAUAAUGACUGCAGUGUUGGUGUUUCCGGCGUGUCUAACCAUCAAUAAAUACGGUAUGUCGAUACAUAUUAUGAACCUAGCUCAGAUGUUUUUAUACAGGUACCUACGUACUUACCCGUAGUGUGUUUCUGCCUCAGGAUUAAAAUUGAGUUUGUUAUGGUCAUGUUGUUUUUUGACGUUGGGCUCGGCCGUCCGAUGUUUACCAUCCGUAUAUUCAUCUACUAUGUGAGUUAUUCCUAAAAAUACAUCAAUAAUACGUAUAUUUUUUGCUAUUUUUUGCAUCACGAACAAAACAAUAAUUCUUUCGUUGAAAACGAACACCGUGUGUGUAGUAUGCUGUAGUUUAGAUUCUGGGUGCAAUGAGGAAGCUAUUAUAUAGAAUGUUCUACAGUAUUAUCCGUCGCCUAAUACCACUGGCAAUAUUCAUUUUUUAAAUUCUGAGUGGAACGAGGAAUGUAUUAGUUUUACAUAGAUGUUUAUUUUUUUAUUUUUUUUUGUAUGUGAAACUUUUUCUAUUAGAAAGUAUAAUCCAAUUAUCAAGUACAGCACCUUUUAUAAAAGGAAAUGUUCUCUGGGCAGUACUUUAAAUAGGUUAUUUUUUGAAAUUUUCAUUGAUAUUCCAGAUAAUGAGGAAAACCUGGUUCUUUAGGUUAAAAAAGAUUGAAAGAUUGAAAAAUAAGGUUAUCAUUGGCAACCGUUUUUAUUUAUUUAUUAUUAUUAAGUUUUUAUUAUUUUAAAACUUUUUUUAACAAUCAUUAUUGUCAUUUUAUCAUUUUACCAUAAUAUGACAUACAUAUUGUUGACAAAGCAACACUAUCAACUGAACUCAGCUCAGAAUCAUUUUUUCGUUAGCAAUGGUUUAUCGUUGCUUACAAAUAACAGAUAUAUAUUGAAUUUCCAUCUGUAUAAAACCUUCCUCACUCUCCACCUACAAAAGUGGCUGCACCUACGUGCGAAGUAUGUCCGUUCUGUUUUUCUAUCGGGUUUAUGAAAGAGAGACAAACACAUAAGUAGAGAAAAAUAAAAUUUUUGUUUUCAUUCCUUAAUCACUGAAAAAAAAUUUGUAUUCUUUCAAUUUUUAAAAUUUCCAAAAUAGCCAAUUUUUAAAAUAUAUUAUUUUAAACAAUUUAAUGUAUACCAUACUUAAAUAUUCGAUCAAUAUUUUCUUAGUAAUAUUCAUUUUAACUUCUACAAAAUAGGUGUGAAAUAAAUUAAUUUUCAAUAGAAUAAUACGUGAGGUACCCGAUAAUGAAUCACUAUCAGCAAGGUAAUUCUUAUUCUUCUAUGGAAUAUUAAUUGUUUUCACGCCUAUUUUCUAUAAAUUAAAGGCGAUAUAACUAAGAGACUAUUGAUCGAAUAUGAAUUUAUGAUACAUUCAAAUGUUUAGAAUAAUAUCUUAUACAAAAUAGUAAUUUUGAAAAUUUUAAAAAGUGAUGAAAUAUAGUUAUUUUUCCAGUGAUUAAGGGAUGAAAAUAAAAAUUGUAUCUUUCUCUUUAUAUGUACCCCUCUUAAACAAAACCCGAUUGUAAAAAACAAGUUAAAAAAAAAUGAAUAUUGACAGUUAUUAGCCGACGGGUUACACCGUAAGACAUCCUGUUUAGUUUAUACUAAGAUGUACCCUCUCCCGGACUCUCCAUCCAGGAGUAUUGUUGUUUAUUGAUUUGGAACGUUUUCCUAUUAAGUCCAAAAGUUUCAUCCCGUUCACAUCACUUGAAUUUUGUACAUUUAAAAGAAACAUUUUAUUGAUUUCUAAUUUCCCCCCCUUGUUUUUACAAUAUUUUCGGUAAACAAAUUUUCACCUUAGCUCCAUUACUCGAAAUCGUUUCUGGUUUAUUGUCAUGAAUUAUAUAUUAUAAUAAAUCACCCUUACAUGCUUAUCUUUUUUCCCCUCCAACUUACAGGUUUAUACACUUAUCAUCCAUAUGUCUGGCUGCGGGUGGCGUGGCCAUGACGCCGCUGAUAAUAACCGUGUCAGCGCAAUGGUUCCCGAAAAAUGAGAGGACCAUGGCCACUGGUCGGUAGAGAUAAUAUAGUGAUAAAAUUCUUUAUACUGAUAAGUUGUUAUAUGUUCGACAAAGGUUUCGGUUCGGCGAUGGGAAUGUUGGGAUCGGCAGCCACGUACAUUGUUGGUUCCAUGAUAGUGUCCACAGAUUCCGAAGGAUCUCUAAACCCGAUUGUUCUCAGAAUCCGGAUCAUGAGCUUACUAUACACGUGUACGUUUGCACGAUACUGACCUGACUUUUUUUUUUUUUAAUAUUAUCGGUAAUACUUUUUUUUGCGUACCCGGGACUAUUGCGAAGUAUUACGUCGGAUACACAGCCCACCAUCGUUUAGUAAAAAUAUCAAAUAUAACAAUUUUUUGUUUCUUCUAAAAUCCCGUUUUCCCCUACAGCGGGGCGGGCUCACAUCUUAUCACGUGUUAGNACGAUACUGACCUGACUUUUUUUUUUUUUAAUAUUAUCGGUAAUACUUUUUUUUGCGUACCCGGGACUACCCGGACUACCCGGGACAGCCAGUCGUCGUCACCAUCGCCACCGCGGUUUUACCACAGGUGCUCCACCUGCUUCUUUUCCGUUAUAACGGCCUCAGUGAAGUCCAUUACCGCAUUCUAACAGUCUGGGGAAUGACCUGACUUGACUUCAUGGAACAUAAUAUAAUAUUAUGUUAUACUAAUUUUACUGUUUUUUUUUUUUUUUGUUUUCUCCACUGCAGGUUUUGGUCUAAACGUAUUAGUUACGCUUUUGGUUUAUCUGAUAUUUCCGUCGCAUACGCAGCCAAUGAGUCAUGUGUCCAAACAGGCGAUGGCCUCACACCAGUCCGCCAAAGUGUAUUGCUCGCUGAAAAUCCUCUUCUUGUGUGUAAUUUCCAUAAUGAUCACACUGCGUUUUUGCAGGCUUUUAAAUAAGUUUCUUUAGUUUUAUCAAAUUUAAUUAUAAUAUUAUAGGGAUUUUGACGUGUGGUGUUUGGUACUGGCAUUCGCUCUGUCCAACACCAUGUUGGCCCCUUGGACGGGUCUGUUACCAUCUACGUUCUCUAAACUUCACGUGCCACCCGUAACGAGAAAAACAAAUAUACAUAUUUGACAUUUUUUGUACGUAUAGUGAAACAAUACUUAGUGCAUUUGUGUAAUUUUUUCUUUUAGGAACUCAGCUCUAAUAUGGGUUUUUACAUGAUCAUUCACACUUUUUUUUUGAGCCUAACUAUAAGCACGUUUGCAUAUCGGGCGCCCGGUUAUAGCAAGGAGUUUACCUUGUUCAGCCGGCUCAUCUCGUUGGUUUUCCUGUUUUGGUUGAUGCUCAUGUUGAACUUUGGCGCCAGAAUGACGACCAGUAAGUAUUCGGGUAUGCAGGCCGAUUCUGGAGAUCCGCGAUCGCUGCAGGCGUAUACUACCCCCCUAGUGCAACAAACAAUAAAUGCCAAAUUUUAAAAAUUAAGUUUAUUCCAUUUUACGGAUGAUUUGAUAAUUCGGUGUUUUUUUCCGUAGGUGAAACGCAGUAACUCCACUAGAAAUGUUUUUUAAAAAGCAUUAUAAAAUGUCGUAUCGACCAAAAUAUUGUCCAAUACUAGGGAAAAACACAGUAUGUAGCAUAUUCUAAAAAGUAAAACAGUAUGUACAAUAGAAAUAUUGCAUAUUUUCUUAGAAAAACUGAUGUCUCAAUGCGUAUACUGCAUAUUUUUCUAGUAGUCUUAGAAAAAACGGUUUUAUAGUAUGCAUACUUUUUCUUUUAGUUAUGAAUGAUCGUACUUAUCAAACACGACAUUUAUCAGAUACCUUGGUACUAUUAUUACCAUUAUGUGUUAUACUACUUGUUACCAUUCUACCAAUAUUUUGUUAUCAAUUAUUACUAUCAGUAACUACAGCAUUUUUAUACAAAUGUAUUUACAAUAUUUCAAUAAGUGCAUUGUACUUUAAACCAGAUACCUAACAGUUUUAAAUUUAAUUUUCAGUUUAUACAAAAGAAUAAUAUAACAAAUACAAUAACAUUGUGUACAAACAUUUAUAUUAAAUGUAUACAAUCUAUAAAUUUAAAUUCACUUAAACGUGUCAGUAAACUGACAAAAUCUAGCUUUAUAGAGAUACUAUAUUCUGUAAAAAAAAAAAAUGUUUGUAUUGGGUACCUAUACUAGAGAAAAAUGCAGUAUUUUCUUAAAAAUGAAAAACUAAAAUAAUAAACUAAGUACAUAAAAAACUUUCAAAAUAAUUAAAGAUGUCUAAAAACUAAUAAUUAAUGUAAAAAGAAGCGAGUCAAAAUAAUAAGUUCACGGUGAAAAACAAAGAAAUCGAAAAUAUUUUCCCAACAAUUGAGUUUUUGGAGAUACUGCUUGUUGCACUAGAAGAACAAUAUACUUACAAAUUCGUUGCUGUUUCAGCGACCCUGGUGUGCGUGGUACUGAUGGCAUUUCCAUACGGCUGGUGCAGUCAGAGUCUUUUGUACGAAAUGGGUGCCCAGCUCAUGUAUCCGUUGCCCGAGAGCUUCGUGGCCGGCUACAUGACCCUGUUGAACAACUUGUUCGUGGAUUUUGUGUACGGAGUGAUUUUUUUUUUCCCAAGUUUCGGUAAUCUUGUCCUUUUAUUAUCGAUUCUAUUUGAAUUCCGGGGAGAAUUCGUCGGACCCACGAUUACUUUUUUUUUAAAAGUGCCCGGAUUUUUAUGCAAAACCCAAUAAUAUACACGUAAAUUUAAAUACAGAUACAGGAAUCUGAGCAACAGAUUAUCAAUCAAUGACAAAAGUGUUGCAUACACUUUUAUAUUGUUAAAUUAAAUUCCUACCGCACAAUGGUCAUGAUCGAUUUUGGACAGCAAAACUAUAUAAUACGCACAACAUCUUAAUAUGUGGUUAUAUGAUUGUUAAGGACAAUGUAUACAUAAUACAUAUAGCAGAUGAUCAUUUAAGCGGGUACACUCAUUAUCUUGGAAAGUAUUAACUUUUUCCGGAAUUUGUUUUCUAGAACAUUUAAAAAACAAGCUGAUCUACAAUUUUAUACUUGUUAUUUUUUGUUACUCUUUUUUUUAGAGGUGAAAGAACUAUCUACUUGA